GCAGGGGUGGAGAGCGAGGGCGAGGAGAAGGAGGGGGAAGAUGCAGAGGAAGAGGAGAUGGACGUGGAUGCUGGCAAGAAGCUGCCCAAGCGCUAUGCCAAUCAGCUGAUGCUGUCUGAAUGGCUGGUCGAUGUCCCCUUGGAUCUGGAGCAGGAGUGGAUUGUAGUGGUGUGUCCCGUCGGGAAAAGGGCACUAGUCGUGGCGUCCAGGGGCUCAACAGCGGCUUACACCAAGAGCGGCUUCUGUGUCAACAGGUUCCCAUCCCUGCUGCCGGGCGGGAACCGGCACAAUUCAACCAGCGAGAAAGUGUACUGCAUCUUAGACUGCAUCUACAAUGAGGCGAAGCAGACGUACUAUAUCCUGGAUGUGAUGUGCUGGAGAGGACACCCCGUUUAUGACUGCCAGACCGACUUCAGAUUCUUCUGGCUUUUUUCAAAGAUCCAAGAGGAGGAAGGGCUGGGAGAGAAAAGCAGGAUUAAUCCAUUCAAAUUUGUGGGCCUGCAGAACUUCCCCUGCACCCCGGACAGCCUGUGUAAGGUGCUGGCUAUGGACUUCCCCUAUCAGGUUGAUGGCCUUCUCUUUUAUCACAAGCAAACCCACUAUACUCCCGGCAGCACCCCACUGGUGGGCUGGCUCCGACCCUACAUGGUACCCGAAAUCCUUGGGCUCGCCGUGCCCGUUAACGCGCUCACUGCCAAACCGGACUAUGCCGGGCGUCAGCUCCAGCAGAUUAUUGAGAGCAAGAAGAGUAAAAAACUGGCAGCGGAAAAGGGUCACUCGAGCAACGCGGCGGCUGCGAGGAACGGACAUUACGAGCUGGAACACUUGUCUACCCCUCAGCCAGCAAACUCUCCGGAGGGCCGGGAGGAAGCAGGGAGCCAGAUGGAGGAUUAG
Messenger RNA from Balearica regulorum gibbericeps (East African grey crowned-crane), 894 nucleotides. The record is from RefSeq and is a predicted model, not a curated record. Lineage: Eukaryota; Metazoa; Chordata; Aves; Gruiformes; Gruidae.